AUGACAGCCCCAUCGUACCAGCUCUCCAAAUUCGUGGGGAAAAUCAUCCAACAGUCACUGGUAAGCGCUUAUAACAUACGAGACUCCUACUCAAUCUGCGAGUUUAUCAACAACAUAACAUUACCUGAAAGCUAUGUUUUGAUUUCCCUCGAUGUUAAAGCCCUUUUCUCAUCGAUACCAAAAUCGUUAGUCAUGCACAACGUGAUCAUGAAAUGGAACGAGAUUCGAUCCAAUACUAACAUCAAUGUCGAUCUAUUUCUUGAGAUAGUAGAAUAUUGUAUAGAUUCUAGCUAUUUCCGGUAUGAUGGUCAACACUAUCACCAGAUUUUCGGCACAGCAAUGGGGAAUCCACUCUCGCCGUCUAUCGCGGACUGGGUCAUGGAAACCCUUCUAGACACGGUAAUUGAAAAAUUAAACUUUCCGUUACCGUUCGUCAAGAAAUAUGUGGACGAUGUGCUCACCGCAAUCCCACUAAACCAGCUACAACACGUUUUGGAAACAUUCAACAGCUAUGACAUCCACAUCCAGUUCACCUAUGGACUGGAAGUGGACAACUGUUUACCAUUCUUGGACAUGCUAUUAACACGUCAUGAAAACCAGAAAGUCACAACACGAUGGUACCAAAAGCCUAUUGCGAGUGUCAGAGUGAAUAAGCUAUCAACAAACAUAGACGACAAUACCAAGCACAAAAUAAUAGAUGAACAACUAAAAUUGAAUAACUAUCCAAAAUCACUACGCAACAGACUACAGAACCGAAUGAAUGAAAGAAAUGAUAGCUCAAAUACCGGAACAGUUGAUAACGGAGACCUGGAAUAUACUUACCGAUCAAUAGCAUACAUACCUCACCUGUCGAACCGAGUCGACAAGGAAAUAAAACGGAACUACAAAAACAUACGACUCGCAACAUAUAACUGCAGAACAGUAGGAGGGUUAUUUACUAACGUGAAAGAUCCUAUCCCAGAGGAACAACAAACGGACGUCAUCUAUUCCAUUCCAUGCAACGAUUGCCCUGCCUGUUACAUAGGAAUGACAAAAAACAGAUUAAAAACACGUAUCAGCGGUCACAGGACUCAUUAUAACACUCUGGACAAACUACAGAAAAACGAAGUCAACACAUCGGAUCCACGGAUUAUGCAGCUAAAAGAGAAAACUGCUCUCCUAGAACACAGCAUCACCGAAAAUCACCGCUUCAAUAUGGAAAAACGAAAAUAUUAG
Molecule: messenger RNA, 1215 nt
Organism: Armigeres subalbatus
Lineage: Eukaryota; Metazoa; Arthropoda; Insecta; Diptera; Culicidae
Exons: 2
Coding region: 1-1215 (404 amino acids)
Source: RefSeq, a predicted model, not a curated record